CCGUGUCCCCUGAUCUUGUGUCCAGCCACUGCUGGGUCCGACUCCGUCUGGCGAGAACGUUAGCGGGAUCUUGUUUUGAUUAAAGUUGACGGAUCUUUUUCAAUUUCAUAUUUUAUACCCUGUAUUGUUUGUGUGGAAGUACAGGAUAUAUACUGUGGUUCCCGAGUACUUAUCCGUUGGCUGUUUUUUCCCCGCACAUCACCGAAAGAGAAAUAAACUUUGGAAUUAACCGAUCUCAAAGUGGAGAGGAGCAACUUUUCCAACAGGCUGACCUAUGCUAAGCUAAUCAGCUAAGCCAGAAGUCUGGAAUGCAGUUGAAAUUCCAGUUAAAAGUCCACAAAGGAGCGCACGAACCGUCCGUUUCACUAUUCGGUGACUAUAUGAGAUUUACUAGAGACUCUCACAGUGAAAGCUACUCCGCGGAGCCUCUCCGUAUUUGGUCGGAAUGGACGCUGCAGGUGCACCUCUUGAGGCACCUGCGAAAACUUGGUAACUUGAGAGCUAACUUUAGCCUUUUCACGUUAGCAUUCAGCAGAACCAGACAGUGUUUUGUGAUAGCUUUAAAUUAAUUUAGCUUGGCAGUUAAUUGUUAUUUUUCGCUUUACUGGCAUUAACCAGGAGCUUUAAAAAGCGUCGUUAGCUAACCCGUAUUUCGGCUAACUUAGCCGGCAACCUCGCUAGCUAGUUAUUGACCCUCACACUUGUACCGGAGUGGCGACGUGGAUACAGACGCGCUCUCCCACGGGACUUUGGACACAGUUUGACCACGGCGUGGAGUGCACAAGGAUACCCCCUCCUCUGUUUUCAUCGGAUAGUGUCUUAUAUGUGACAGCAUGAGGAUUUCAAAAAGUUACAAGUUACCUUUUUAAAGUUUUCAUUUUGUCCAAAAAGCGCUGCACCCUAUGGUGUCGCUACGGCCACCGAGAAAUGGAUGUCUCGCAGGCCGCUUUCCCAAACGGUGAAGGGCGGCCGGGCGGCGGUGGGACCGGGGAACAUGCUUGGGCAGAGUCCCCCUCAGUUCGGGCUUGGGCUCACUCUGCCCCGCUGUGCCCAACUCGAUCCCUGUGGACAGCUGCUUAUGACUACGAGGCGAGCGGCGAGGACGAACUCAGCCUCAGGCGAGGUGAUGUAGUAGAAGUCCUGUCCAAGGACGCUGCGAUCUCCGGGGACGAGGGAUGGUGGACGGGGAAAAUCAACCACAGGGUAGGGAUUUUCCCUUCCAAUUAUGUCACCUAUCAGCCCGCUAUAUACCGUCUCCCAGCUACAAGUGUGUCGACGGGGGUACCAGAGCGAGUCCCGAGCUCGCCCGUCCAGAUCCCUUUUAGUGAACUGGUAUUAGAGGAGAUCAUAGGCGUGGGUGGAUUUGGUAAGGUUUACCGGGGCACAUGGAAAGAUCAGGAGGUCGCUGUGAAGGCGGCUCGGCAGGACCCAGAUGAAGACAUAACGGCAACCGCCGCCAGUGUUAAACAAGAAGCUAAACUUUUCUCGAUGCUUCAGCACCCCAAUAUUAUUAAACUGGAAGGGGUGUGUUUGGAGGAGCCUAACCUGUGCCUGGUCAUGGAGUAUGCCCGAGGUGGGACACUGAACCGGGCGCUGACCGGAAGGCGAAUCCCUCCACACAUCCUGGUCAACUGGGCUGUGCAGAUUGCACGCGGGAUGCACUAUCUACACGAGGAGGCCGUGGUACCCAUUAUCCAUCGUGACCUGAAGUCUAGCAACAUUUUAUUACUUGAAAAAAUUGAGAAUGAUGACAUUGGGAGAAAGACCUUGAAGAUCACAGAUUUUGGCUUAGCCAGGGAAUGGCACAAAACCACAAAAAUGUCAGCAGCAGGCACCUACUCCUGGAUGGCACCAGAGGUCAUUAAGUCAUCUCUCUUCUCCAAAGGCAGUGACGUCUGGAGCUAUGGUGUCUUGCUGUGGGAGCUGUUAACAGGGGAGGUGCCGUACCGUGGAAUAGACGGCCUUGCUGUUGCUUACGGCGUGGCAGUUAAUAAGUUAACCCUACCAAUCCCUUCCACUUGCCCCGAACCCUUCGCUAAGCUCAUGGAAGAUUGCUGGGACCAGGACCCCCAUGUGCGUCCCUCAUUCUCCUGCAUCCUGGAGCAGCUUUCAGCCAUCGAAGAGGCGGUGAUGGCCACCAUGCCUCAGGACUCCUUCCACAGCAUGCAGGACGACUGGCGUGUGGAGAUCCAGGAGAUGUUUGAUGAGCUCAGGACCAAAGAGAAGGAGCUACGUUCCAGAGAAGAGGAGCUGACGCGAGCCGCCCUGCAGCAGAAGUCUCAGGAGGAGUUGCUGAAGCGUCGGGAGCAGCAGCUGGCAGAGCGCGAGAUCAACGUGCUGGAGAGAGAGCUCAACAUCCUCAUUUUCCAGCUCAACAAAGACAAGCCCAACGUGAAGAAGAGAAAAGGCAAAUUUAAACGUUCCCGCCUUAAACUGAAGGAUGGGAACCGCAUCAGCCUACCCUCAGACUUCCAGCAUAAGAUCACCGUGCAGGCUUCGCCCUCCAUGGACAAAAGGCGGAGCCUUCACAGUACCAGCUCCUCUCCUCCCAGCAGUCCCACACUUAUCCCUCGUCUACGAGCCAUUCAGCUGACAUCCCACAGGCCGAGGGACAGUUUGUAUGUUUACCAACAGGAUGUUGAUUUGACCAGCGAGGUGUCAGCCUACUCUGGGUUCAGGAGGAAAGUUACUCAAGAUGAGAGCAACCGUACGUGGGGCCGCAGCUCCCCCUUCAGGCCAGAGGAGUUUGAUGACGUGAAAAAGGGAAUCAAGAAGAAAGGAAGAACCUGGGGACCCAGUUCAGUACAGAGCAAAGAGAGGCCUGCUGCCGCUCAGAGAGUGCGUCCUCUGUCAGAUGGCAGUAACCCGUGGUCCACCAGCCUGGUGAAGUCCCAGAAGUCUGUCCCUCUUGCUGCCCUGUUUGCCGAACAAGCAGGGAACAGUAAAGAUGAGACUUUCUCCCAGGAAUGUUCUGACAGCAGCUCCAAACCAAAGCAGCUCAAGUUCCCCAACCAGGUGUACAUCGAUCUACCUCUGUGGAGGGACGAGCAGCAGACUCAGAUUUGCCCUGGUGGAAACUGCGGGACAGGAGAUGCUGGAGUGGGAUUAGCAGGUCAGAGCGGCCAACCAGAGACUCCAGACGACCCAUAUACCACCACAUCCACUUCAUCCACCUCAACUACCCCACAGCUUACACCCACCAACAGCCUGAAAAGGACAUCGGGUCGCCGCAAGACUGACGCUGUGCUGUAUGGCUGCGGUUCGCUGCUGGCUUCGGUUGUGCUCGGUUAUGACAUCAGGGAAGCCCUGAAAAACUCAGCUGCUGGCGAAGACUGCGAGCCCCCGAAAGAGGAGAAAGAGAAGAAAAAGAAAGAGGGCCUGUUUCAACGCGCAACCCGUUUCCGCCGCAGCACCUCACCACCAAGUGGUCGCUCCCGUAAAGACGAGGGAACGUCAAACCACAACUCCCCCCAACCUGUCAAUCUUAUUUCCAUGUCAGCCAUCAUGGAGUACAACUCCACCAAGUGUCUCUUACAGUCUGAAGCGGAGAUGUCGGAGUCUAACCCUGUGAAGGCUGAGCAUGUGGCUGUCAAUCAUCACACAGAGCCAUCCAGAUGCAGCCCAGCAGCAGUUCCAGAAGGCCAGAGUAACAAGACUGCAGCUAAAACGCAGACAGCGGUGCAAACCCAAAGCCAGCCGCCAGAGCAGACCAACCACAACCCAGCAGCACGUCUACGCAGAAAGAAAUACACCACCAACCACAACACCAAUGGCCUGCCCGCUCUGCCUCCUCCAGUCACACAAAAGAAGCAGGAGAAACAAGAGAAGGAUGGAGGGCCAGAGAAGCCCUCUGGUGGAGAGGCCUUCACAAGACCGCGGCCAGUGUCACUCAGGGCCAAACCCCACACCUGGGCUCUGCUGCGAGGACGCAACAAAAGCUACUCCCUGGGUCACUAUUCCGGAGAAAAGACGGCGCAGAACCUAAACGUGAUGCUGUCCUCAGAGGUAGGGAUGGGCUGCUCCCUGCUGGACAUGGACACCGAGGGCCAGAAACGAGACUGCACCGUGCCGCUCUGCCGCAUUCAAAGCUCUCCUGCACGGCCCUCUGUCUUUGAGCUGGACAAAGAGUUCCUCUCUUAGAAGUCUCGAGAAGCGAGCUGCUUGCUGGUGGUUGUAGCUUGUUGCUCACAGCCUAGAAUGUUCAGAACUUACACACACAGAACUCCUGGAGGGUUUAGAAGCAGGCUGCCUUUGUUUCUAUUUGAUGAAGUUCUAUACAGAGCGAUAGAAACGGCUUUGUCGCAGUUCUAGCACAUAUUCUAUGUUCUAGACUGCAGCAGAGUCUGAGGCUUUUAGAAAAUUCCUGAGUCACAGGUGUUCCAGUGUGUUUCUUUCUAGUACACACACACGGGGUUCUGAAACCAAGGCAGAACUUUCCAGAGAUGGAUCAGCAGCUCUUCCUGUGAUCAUCUCGGUGCUUGACUGCUGCCUUUGUUUCCCCAUCCUUUCCUCGCUCUUGUCACCCCCCACCCUUUUCCUUUCUCGUUCUAUCGGUGCAGCUAAACGUUGACCGCUGCUGCAGCUUUCUCAACACAAUACCCUCACCUUUUUAUUUAUAUAUAUAUUUUUAUAGGUAAUUUAAUAUGAAGAGACUUGACCUUACCUUAGAAACCAACAGGACACACAUUCCAUGUCAGUUUCAAAAAAGUGUGAUCACGCUUUUAGAUUUUUUAAUAUUUUUUUUUGACUUAAAAAUCAUGCAUGCAUGUACCCUUAAAACAUUGAACAAAAAUAUACUAUGCCUUGUUUGUAAAUAUUUCUUUUAAUCCUUUAUCGGCCUAAUGCUGGCAGUUUUGUUUUCUUUUAUAUGGCAUUAAUGCUGUUUCAUGACUGAGGCAGCAAUGCUGCAGUACAGUUUGUUCUUGGGCAAUAGAUUGGUGUUUUCGAAGAGUCCGUGGAGUAGUCGAGAAAUGUGUCUGUUAAUUUGUUUUCAUGAAGAAAAAUGUUUUCUUUUUUGUUUGUUUGUUUGUUUGUAUGCACAAAAACAUCUGCCACACAGUCUGAGGAGAGUUUAUGAUGAGGUUCAUGAUUACAAAUUGUAGUGUAGUCCACCCUAGGAAGGGGAAGAUGGUGGCAUUCACUUAAGAGACACGAUUCAUGUUUGUAUGGUUAAGAUUCAGACCAAAAUCUUAGGUUUAAACACAGAUUGUGGUUUAGGUUCAAAUAAAACAGCUGAGCCAUGUUUUAAAGCUCUGUUACACUUCCUUUUGAAACACUUGAGUUUUGCAGUCGGGGUUACUGUCACAUAUUUAAUUGCUGUCCGUGAGUACACAGGAACAGAUCACAUUUCUGGACUACGUCACGUGUUACCAUGAGGCCACGCUGUCUCGAGGUAGAUUACAUACUGGACCCGGGUAGAGAUGCAUGUGUGUUUCCACCCAGAAUUCCCUGAAUGCGGGUAGAAAACUGGAAGUCCUUCAAAGCAGACCUGGAAUCUUCUCGUUUAGGAGUUGUGGUCAUGUGUUGAUAAUAUGGAAUAUGGAGUAUUUAUAGAUGUUUUUUCUUUGUUAAAAUUGUCUUUAUUUGGCACACUGCAGCAGAGCGGGAGGAACGCAUCAGCCGUGAAUGUUCAUGUGAGGGAAAACCCAAAUAAACUGCUUGGAUGUUUAGGAUUUCUACAAAGCCCAUAAAUGUGCACACAGGAGAGUGUUUACUUACUGUUUAGAGCAUCAACUGCACAAAACUGCAAUACUUGUACUGUAAACCUGAUAAAUGUGUGCCUUUCAGCUUUGUCGUUUAAAAGCUCGGUCACUCAGUCAUAGAAAUCAGCCCCAGUUUGGUUGGUUUGAUUCUGUGAUAGCGCUGUUACAUGUAACUGGUUUUAACGUUUAGUUGAGUCAGGUUGUCGGUUGUAUCUGUUUCUCUUUGUACACUUUUUAUACAAUGUUAAGCAAAAGGUUUUUGCAUUUAGAAAAUAUUCCGAGUCAAGACACCGUUUGCCUUUCAUGAUCAUGCUAGUUUUCCUCAGUAUUCACAAAGGGCUUUGAAUGUUGAUUUGUCAACAUGUUUCUUCCAGACUUGUGUGAACUUGACAGUAUGCAGAGCUGAUAAUGAAGGAUAUAUGCUGGACCCAAUGCCACCUGUAAUUGUUUAGUAAGUAAAUUGAAUAUAAAAGUGGCCCACUCAAGUAUUCAUUUACUAAAAGAUAUGAAUUUCCAAAUGGUGUAAAUAUAACUGAUUGCUCAUGUGUAUCUCACUGUGGCAUUUUAUCAUUUCCUGUGUUGCUGUGUUUUAUGACCACUGAAUUCAGAGCAGCUCUAAACACUGUAAAGGGCCUUACUGAUCAUAGGGCUGUUAAAAGUGAAAUAAAUUAAGGGCAUCUUUAAACACCAGCAUGCACUGCUGCUAUAACACUGCAGACCUGAAACAUUCCCAGACACACAUGCCAAUAUAUUUUACAAACUGCAGCAAUAAUAUUCGUGAAUCCAGACACUGCACAUUCAGGCUGUGUGGCUACAGGACCAAAAUUCAGCUCUAUCAGCACUAAGGCCUCUCAGUCCUCAGGACCAAAACUACUAAAUGAACUAGCUGCUAGUGAGGAGUUCCUACAAAGAAGGCGACUCCACAUGAAAACGCCACAAAGAUCCUCAGUGUGAAGCACUGUAGCUGAAAGACCCACCGCCCUCCCAAUCAAAUGAGAACUUCCUGUUAAAUGCAGUGCUUCCUUUAAAUCACUGAACACGUGUCACGCUGACUGUGUCACAUUGAGCUUAGAGUACGUCUGUUUCAGUGAGCGCUGUUUGAUAUCAUUACAGUAUUUGUCAUUUCAUGCCUGAUUGAUGAAGAGUAUCCAGUUUAUCAAUGUUUUCAAUAAAGUCUAAGUCGAGACUA
This is a messenger RNA of Maylandia zebra (zebra mbuna), 6891 nucleotides long. RefSeq names its product mitogen-activated protein kinase kinase kinase 21 (gene map3k21). NCBI's taxonomy places the organism in Eukaryota, Metazoa, Chordata, Actinopteri, Cichliformes, Cichlidae. The record is from RefSeq and is a predicted model, not a curated record. Gene Ontology annotation, biological process: protein phosphorylation. Gene Ontology annotation, molecular function: ATP binding; protein binding; JUN kinase kinase kinase activity.